This is a messenger RNA of Cylas formicarius (sweet potato weevil), 1998 nucleotides long. Its product is annotated as EGFR adapter protein-like. The coding region runs from base 195 to 1634 and encodes 479 amino acids. NCBI's taxonomy places the organism in Eukaryota, Metazoa, Arthropoda, Insecta, Coleoptera, Brentidae. The transcript has 7 exons. The record is from RefSeq and is a predicted model, not a curated record.
CACCGUAACAUGUCCGUCAGUACUUCGAGUACCGUUCCAUCUAUCGAGUGCCUUUUAACAAUGAUUUUCCGAUAUAUAAAAAAACCGACGGAUGUUCGGGCGCCAUGACGCAAUUGGUUUUGAUGGUUUUUGUGACAUCCUCUAAACAUCAGUGCCAGUUCGCGAUGGAUGUGAUAGUGAUAUAAAUACUUUUAAUGCAUGCGGUGUUGAAUAUAAUGGGGAGACUGAGUAAAAUCGGACAGAACGGAGGUAAUAUUAAAGUGAGCUACAGGAAACUGAACAACGAGCACUCGGGAAAUCGUGACGGUCUUAAAAUUAUGCCAGCUGUACCGGAAUAUCUAUCGUAUUGCUGUAAUAGAUGCGGACAUACUCAAAAACUAGAGGCCGAAGGACUUAAUACGAUCGUUGGGAAUGCAUUCAGGAUGGCCUACGCGGCUCAGCUGCAAAAACAAUCAAGUUUUCAAGAUGUAAUUGCAUCUCAAUUGGAUCAAAGUCAGGCAGACAAAGUGCUUUGGAACAAGGAGUUAUCGUCAGCGCUUAGGAAGGAUAAAUCGGACGAUCAAGAAUUCGAAAUGGACGGUGUUCGUCUUACACAGAGUGAUGCAGCUACUCUUCGUGUGGAUUCUCGACUAGUACCACCUAGUACGAUCCCUGGAUUGAAAUCACCUCACCGAUAUAAUGUCUUAGGCCCUUCAGCUCCUGAAUGUAAUCAAGUCAAAUCCCAGUCGCAACAAUCCACACCUAGCAGCGAAGAAAGCAAUUCACCUACCGAGCUGAAUUCAUACAAGAAAAUGGCCGAGAAACCUCCGCUGAUCAAGAGGAUAGCAAUGGGAUUAACCAGCAGUAUAGCAGAGAGCGACGAAGACAGUUGUCCAUUAGUGGGAGAUGGAAACAACAGCAGCAUACCAGGUAGUCCAACUAAUAGGUCCAUUACAGGAGGGUAUGUCAAUCAAACCGAGGAAGUCAAAAAUAAAACGAAUGAAAACGAAAAUAUGAAAGACAGGAUGGGAGAAAAUACUAAUGCGAAUUUAACAAAACGCAUAGAAAUUGAUAAUAGCCUUAUAAAUAGGAAUGACCUCAAAUUCAAAAGGAUAUCGCAGCUUAGUUCAAGUAGUACAAGUUCGGGAACGCAAAAUGACGCCAUUAUAGGACUAACUCCCCCACCGCCAGCUCCUGAACGGACCGACUCUCUUAAUAAUAAAGAAGAGGGAGAACUUAGGUUAGCACCUUGGUAUCAAGCUGGCAUUCCAAGAGAAAUCGCCUUAGAAAUUCUCUCUCAAGAACCAAUAGGAUCGUUCAUUGUAAGAGAAAGUACCACAAAACCGGGAUGUUUCGCUUUAAGCUUGAGAGUCCCGCGCAGUUUUCAGCCAUCGGGGAUAGCUCACUAUUUAAUAGUGCGGACUAAUAAAGGCUACAAAAUUAAGGGCUUCACGAAAGAAUUUACAACCCUGGCUUCCCUGAUAACUCAUCAUUCGGUUAUGCCGGAACUUUUACCUUGCCCUCUGUCACUGAGUCGUUAUCAUCCCAAGUUUUUAAGGACCGAUUCCAAGAGAGAUUUUGCGGAUAUUGACUUGGAUCCAGAAUACAACGCAUUGGCAGACUUCAGGAAAAUGAUGGCGGAUCUGAACGUUUAAAUGGCGUAUUCUGAAAAAAACUGAUUUAAGCAGUGAAGAAACGAUUUCGUUCGAUUGCAGUGCCCAAGUGUGAAAAACUUUUAUUUGUGAAAUGUACUUGUGAGAAGUCAACAAACUAGUCCGAAAUUUGUAAACGUUUAAAUGAAAGACGCAAAUUUGUGUUCAAAUGUGAUACUAAAGCAUAUUAUUAUUGAGGGACUGGAACAAGAUAAUAUACAAUAUUUGUUGUACUUUAAACGUCCUCGUUAAAAAGUUGUUAUGUAAUUAGGUUUAUUCAUAUUUAUACACAAGAGCUGUUUUGAAAGUUUUUUUUAAUUCAAUUGCUUAUGGUAAUAAUAUUUUAAUAAAUGCAAUGUUAGACGAG